CCCGCCUCCUGUCCUGACCACUCCCGACAACGUUCGUGAUUGACACUUUUCCGCCGGGCCGGGAUAUGCGUGUAUGUGCGCGCCUGUGCCUUGCCCGAUUUUGUUAUAGUUUAUCUGGGCGAUGUAAACGGUGCGAAGCAUGUCCUUCAUACAUGCGUUAAUGUAGCACAUGAGACACUGGUCCUUCGGUUUCAUUCUCGGUAUUUUUUUCCGGGAUCACGAGGGAAUUGACUGUUUAUCAGGCAUCCUUUAGAUUUCAUCCGGAGGUUGUACGCUUACUGCCAAGGAUUCAACACCGUGGCCGAGACGGAUGUUGGACCCACUCUACAUGAUUUUUGGGUGUCAUCUGUUUGAAAUUUAUUAAGCAAGAUAAUCAUGGCGAGCGAUUCUCCCGCUAGAAGUUUGGACGAGAUUGACCUCUCGGCUCUGCGGGACCCUGCAGGCAUAUUUGAACUGGUGGAACUGGUUGGGAAUGGAACCUAUGGUCAAGUAUACAAGGGCUGCCAUGUCAAGACAGGACAGCUUGCUGCGAUCAAGGUCAUGGAUGUCACUGGAGAUGAGGAAGAGGAAAUCAAGGCGGAGAUCAACAUGCUGAAGAAGUACUCCCACCACCGCAACAUUGCCACCUACUAUGGUGCCUUUGUCAAGAAGAACCCGCCAGGGAUGGAUGACCAGCUUUGGUUGGUGAUGGAGUUCUGUGGUGCUGGCUCGGUGACUGACCUCAUUAAGAACACGAAAGGGAACUCUCUGAAGGAGGAGUGGACGGCCUACAUCUGUCGGGAGAUCCUCAGGGGUUUGACCCAUCUCCACCAGCAUAAGGUCAUCCAUCGGGACAUCAAGGGCCAGAACGUCCUGCUCACCGAGAAUGCUGAGGUCAAGCUGGUGGACUUUGGCGUGAGCGCGCAGCUGGACCGGACCGUGGGCCGGAGGAACACGUUCAUCGGCACGCCGUACUGGAUGGCCCCGGAGGUCAUCGCCUGCGACGAGAACCCAGACGCCACAUAUGACUUCAAGAGCGAUCUGUGGUCGUUGGGAAUCACCGCCAUAGAGAUGGCAGAGGGAGCGCCGCCGCUGUGUGACAUGCACCCCAUGAGGGCCCUCUUCCUCAUCCCCAGAAACCCGGCACCCCGGCUCAAGUCCAAGAAGUGGUCCAAGAAGUUUCAGUCGUUCGUGGACAGCUGCCUGGUGAAGAACCACAACCAGAGGCCCAGCACGGAGCAGCUGCUCAAGCACCCCUACAUCCGCGACCUGCCCAACGAGCGGCAGGUCCGCAUCCAGCUGAAGGACCACAUCGACCGCACCAAGAAGAAGAGGGGCGAGAGGGAUGAGACGGAGUACGAGUACAGCGGCAGCGAGGACGAGGAGGAGGGGCGAGACAUGGGGGAACCCAGCUCCAUCAUCAACAUCCCUGGCGAGUCCACGCUGAGGCGGGACUUCCUGCGCCUGCAGCUGGCCAAUAAGGAGCGCUCGGAGGCGCUGCGGCGGCAGCAGCUGGAGCAGCAGCAGAACGAGGAGCACAAGCGCCAACUGCUGGCCGAGCGGCAGAAGCGCAUCGAGGAGCAGAAGGAGCAGCGGCGGAGACUGGAGGAGCAACAGCGCCGGGAGCGCGAGGUCAGGAAGCAGCAGGAGCGCGAGCAGAGGAGACGCUACGAGGAGAUGGAGCAGCUGAGGAGAGACGAGGAGCGCCGGCACGCCGAGAGGGAGCAGGAGUACAAGCGUAAGCAGCUGGAGGAGCAGAGGCAGGCGGAGCGUCUCCAGCGCCAGCUGCAGCAGGAGCGGGCCUACCUGGUGUCCCUCCAGCAGCAGCAGCAGCAGGAGCCCAGGCCCGCCGACAAGAAGCAGCUCUACCACUACAAGGACACGGUCAACCCCGCCGAGAAGCCCGCUUGGGCCAAGGAGGUGGAGGAACGCUCCAAACUCAACCGCCAGAGCUCCCCGGCCCUGCAGCACAAGGUGGCCAACCGCAUCUCUGACCCGUCCCUGCCCCCCCGCUCCGAGUCCUUCAGCAGCGGGGGCAUCCAGCAGGCGCGCACGCCCCCCAUGCACCGCUCCAUCGAGCCGCAGAUGGCCCACCUCGUCUCGGUCAAGCACGGCUCCUCCAUGACGGGCUCCCAGUCUCUGCAUGACCAGUCUUCCCAGGGCGUCUCCGCCUUCCAGGAGAGCCUGUCCCCCCACCGCCCGCCCAUGCCUCGCCAGAACUCGGACCCCACCUCUGAGACUCCGCCUCCACCGCCACGCAUCGCCAGCCGCGACGACAAGUUUGACCGCUCCUGGCUGAGGCAGGACGAGGACCUCCCCCCUAAGUAUGAUCAAGCUGGUCCUCCUCAUUGGAAGGUGCCACAGAGGACCACCUCGAUAUCCCCAGCGCUGGUCAGGAAGAACUCCCCCGGGAACGGACCCGGCGGUCUGGGCCCACGGACUGGGUCCCAUCUCAUCCGAGCCAGUAACCCAGACCUGCGGAGGACGGACGUUUCCAUGGAGUCAGCCCUCCAGAGGACCAGCAGCGGGAGUUCGUCCAGCUCCAGCACCCCCAGCUCCCAGGGUGGCUCUAGCGAGAGGAAGCGUGUGGGAGGGUCCGCCAUCCCCGAGGGAUCUCCCACCGUCUCCCAGGAGAGCAAGCCCAAGGCCCCGGAGGAGGGAAGGGAGGUGACCCGGCCCAGUCGGCCCGCGGAUCUGACCGCUCUGGCCAAAGAGCUGCGUGAGCUGCGCUCCAACGAGGACACCCACCGCCCGCCCGUCAAAGUGACGGACUACUCGUCCUCCAGCGAGGAGUCGAGCAGCGACGAGGAGGAAGACGGCGAGGGGGGAGCCCACGACGGCACGGUGCAUGUCAGCGACAUCCCGCGGAUCAUGCCUUCAGCCGGCCAGGGUGGUAAUGAACCCUUUGGUGGCCUGGGCAACCAAGAGGACUCCCAUGGCAACGACACUUACGGCAACAACUCCAAGGACAGCACGCUCAUGAUGAGAGAGACGUUUGGGGACAGAAAGCGCUCGGGUCACGCCGAGAGCAACGGUUUCCCCGGUAACGCCAAUCUGCCCGAUCUAGUGCAGCAAAGUCACUCCCCCUUGGCCACGCCCGGCGAGGGUCCGGGGCGGCGCCCCAGUCUGCAUGCGCAGGACCUGGACUCGGUGGCCGAAUAUGGGAUGGGCAGUGGCUCCAAGUCCUCCUUCACUCCGUUUGUUGACCCGCGCGUGUACCAGACGUCCCCCACUGACGACAACGACGAGAACUCCGCCUCAGCCCUGUUUUCAGACGAGCUGAUGCGCCAGCAGGAGGAGCAGGAGCAGGCUCGGCUCAACGAGGCCCGCAAGAUCUCGGUGGUCAACGUCAACCCCACCAACAUCCGACCCCACAGCGACACCCCGGAGAUCCGCAAAUACAAGAAGCGCUUCAACUCGGAGAUCCUGUGCGCAGCACUGUGGGGGGUGAACCUGCUGGUGGGCACAGAGAAUGGCCUCAUGCUGCUGGACCGUAGUGGACAGGGCAAGGUGUACAACCUCAUCAACCGCCGACGCUUCCAACAGAUGGACGUGCUGGAGGGCCUUAAUGUCCUGGUCACCAUAUCAGGCAAGAAGAACAAGCUGAGGGUCUACUAUCUGUCCUGGCUGAGAAAUAGGAUACUUCACAAUGACCCGGAAGUGGAGAAGAAACAGGGUUGGAUCACUGUUGGAGAGCUGGAGGGUUGUGUCCACUACAAAGUCGUGAAAUAUGAAAGGAUCAAAUUCCUGGUGAUCGCUUUGAAGAAUGCCGUGGAGAUAUACGCCUGGGCUCCAAAGCCAUACCACAAAUUCAUGGCUUUCAAGUCUUUCACAGAUCUGCAGCACAAGCCCCUGUUGGUGGACCUGACCGUGGAAGAAGGUCAGAGGUUAAAGGUUAUCUAUGGUUCCAGCGUGGGGUUCCAUGUGAUUGACGUGGACUCUGGGAACCCGUAUGAUAUCUACAUCCCGUCCCAUAUUCAGAGCAGUGUCACCCCUCACGCCAUUGUGGUGCUCCCCAAGACCGACGGGAUGGAGAUGCUACUGUGUUAUGAAGAUGAGGGUGUCUAUGUGAACACUUACGGCAGAAUCACUAAAGACGUGGUGCUACAAUGGGGAGAGAUGCCCACCUCUGUUGCCUACAUCCACUCCAACCAGAUCAUGGGAUGGGGAGAGAAAGCCAUUGAGAUCCGCUCCGUGGAGACGGGACACCUCGACGGAGUUUUCAUGCACAAGCGAGCUCAGCGACUGAAGUUCCUCUCUGAGAGGAAUGACAAGGUCUUCUUUGCCUCCGUCCGUUCAGGAGGCAGCAGCCAAGUUUUCUUUAUGACCCUGAACAGAAACUCCAUGAUGAACUGGUAAAUUGUCAUCAGCCAUCACCCCAUCAUCAUUAACAGUUGUUGAUGUAAGGCAGUUUGAGAAAACGUGAAGGAAAAGCGGAAAAGAAAAGAAAUGGAAAUCACGGUUUAUAAAGAACAAUUAAGACUAACAUGAGGAUGACAUUGUAGUCCACCAUGAGCAGCAUAAUCUUUCCAGAAAACCCAUCAGGAGAGCAUAUUAUGAGUCAGAAAAUCAGUUGGAAGGAGAUUCAAGAUGCCACCUGUCAUGGAAGAAAAACCCUUUCCGAACUCCAAAAAGCAAAUUCGGCCUCUCUGAGGUUGUCACUUGUGUUUUCCAAACAAAUAUUUAUUUCCGUUUCUUUGGACUUGCAAGAGAACGAUGUCCUAUGCUUCAAAUUAAGUGUCUUUGUGAAAGAAAUGGUUUAGUGCAAAUAAGAUAUGACACUUUUACUGCAGUGAUAUUUUGCAGUAGGGUUGUACAGUUACACCUGAAUGAUAGAAAGGAUAUGUGUACAGGGUGGUAUGUGUAUUAAACUUCAAACUGUCAGAACCUUGUCUGUUGUGAAACACAUCACCACCACCAUUUUGUUGUAAGGCUUUCCUGAAGUCCUUCACAGUAGCUGUGCUGGAGUGUGUCUGUGAAUGUGCAUGUUUGAGUGUUUGAAUGGGUGCUUUUUAUUGGAAAAGCAAUGCCACAUCACUGGAAAACAAAGAUUUUUGGAGAGAAAAAGACUCCGUCAUGAGACGGUUUGAGAUGUAUUUAUCAUCAUAGUUCAAUGGUAACUGUCAUCCACUGAUUCUGGCCUACCCUUUGUUCAACCAUUUUCUCCCUAUUGGUGUAUAACCCUACAAUGAUCUGCCAUGAGAUGGGUAUAUCAUGUAACAGCCAUGUAUAGUAAUAGCCAAAAAAGGAAAGUUGGAAUCAGGUGAACUGUGAGUAUAUUCUCAGUUCUCCAGUAGAUGUACAUGCUCAUCCUACACCUUUCUGAGUUCCUUCCCUCACACCUCGUCAUAAUCAAUGUUCAUUUGUGCGUUGAACACAGGGAACCCUGUUACCAAAAUGAACCUUCAGUGCAACUGUGACUAAAUAGGAUAAAUGCUGAUACUCAAAUACGUGCACCAAGAGAGCCUGAACAGAGAAUAGCAGUGAGAGCUGUGAGUCUGAAAAAGAAACUACUGAGUCAGAGAAUGGAGAGGUCCUGUGUAGAGCUUCCUCCUAACCUACCUCGUUUGUUCUUUUCUGUUCUCCUAUCUUUAAUGCUUCAUAAGACUGCUUUUCCUGAGACAGUAAAUGCAUUGUCUCUAUUCAAAAGAUCAUGCAAUAGUGAUCUGAAAAAAAAAUUAAACCUUGACUAAAGUUGGAUUUGUAUCGUUAACAAUAUUUACAAAGAAGCAGUCAAAAUGCAACAAUAUGUGCAUCAUAUUUUUAAUUCCCAAUUGCCAUGUAAGUUAAUCUGUUUGGCCAGAGGAAUUGUUUAAUUGAAUCUAAUCAAAGAAUGAACAUUCGAAAAAUUUAUGAGAACAUCAUAUGGACCAGGGAAGCCUCUGUGCCAAAAAUGAUGCUCCAUCCAAGAGCCAAAAAUACUUUCUGAGAAGACAUUUCACUCAUGUUUCCUACUCAUUAAGAAUGAAAGUCAGACAAAAUAUGAAUGAAAUUAAUUAUCAGCUUUUCAUCUCACAAUAUUAUAUGGAUUAAAUGUUUUAAUCAUUUCAAAAUAAUUCUAUUCCUAUGUACAUUUUGUUUAUUUUUUUGUAGUAAAAAAAACUGUGAAAAUGGGUGUUUGAGUGAGAAAGUGUGUGUGUGUAUAUGCGUGCGUGCGUGUGUGUGUGUGUUUGCGUGCCUGCGUGUGCGCUUCUCCACAGGCGCGUUUAAGCAUGGGUGGGAGUUCACUAUUUUCCCUAACAACACAGGGAUAUAACAAAAGUCACAGCAACAAAAUCUAUGGUAUGAGGACAUUUGUCAUUUUCUUUCAAGCACUGCCUGCAAUUUGGAUUCUGUAUUUCUACACUCAUUUCUAUGGAGUUUUAUAAUAAGUUUGUUUGCGCUUACUUUGAUGAAAUCUGGAUUAAUAUCAAUAAAAAUAUGUCAAAUGUAAA
Messenger RNA from Sardina pilchardus (European sardine), 6413 nucleotides. It is a transcript of the gene tnikb, whose product is annotated as TRAF2 and NCK interacting kinase b. Lineage: Eukaryota; Metazoa; Chordata; Actinopteri; Clupeiformes; Clupeidae. Gene Ontology annotation, biological process: protein phosphorylation. The transcript has 31 exons. Bases 376 to 4338 code for a protein of 1320 amino acids. Gene Ontology annotation, molecular function: protein kinase activity; ATP binding. The record is from RefSeq and is a predicted model, not a curated record.